This is a messenger RNA of Acanthoscelides obtectus, 300 nucleotides long. NCBI's taxonomy places the organism in Eukaryota, Metazoa, Arthropoda, Insecta, Coleoptera, Chrysomelidae. The record is from the annotation of a GenBank genome assembly.
AUGAAGAGGCCCUUAUUUACCUACCAGCUGAAGGAGGAUAAGUUGGACCAGAGGGUGAUUCGAGGACUUACCAGAGAGAUGUCUACCGAAGACAUCAGAGAAGAUCUAGUGAGCCAAGGGAUCGCAGACGCCGAGGUUCAACAGAUAAAGACCAGGAACACCAAGCAGCCGCUACCGCUCUUCCUCGUGAAUUCGCGGAUGGCCGAAAAGCUGCAGGAGAUCCAGAGGCUGGCCAUGCUCACGGUCAGCUUCGAGAAGAAAAAGAGAUCGACCGAGCCCAGCCAAUGCUACCGCUGCUAG